Messenger RNA from Oreochromis niloticus (Nile tilapia), 831 nucleotides. Its product is annotated as leucine-rich repeat extensin-like protein 3. NCBI's taxonomy places the organism in Eukaryota, Metazoa, Chordata, Actinopteri, Cichliformes, Cichlidae. Bases 69 to 536 code for a protein of 155 amino acids. The transcript is spliced from 2 exons. The record is from RefSeq and is a predicted model, not a curated record.
UCUCUCCUGAUUCUGGACACUUGCAAGUUCUCACACCUGGAAGUCAAGCAGGUUCCGUUUCUCCCAGGAUGCAUCCAUCUCAAAGGGGCAGCAGCAGCAGAUGGGUGCCUUUGAGGGAGAGCUGGAGACAGAAGCUGGAAGAACGGCUCUCAGCCAACGACCCUGCGUCAGUGUGGAGGGGCCUGCAGGAAAUCACCAGCUACAGACGCCCCGUACCCACUGUUGAAGCAAACAAAGACCUGGCCAACGAGCUAAAUACAUUCUACUGCAGGUUUGAGACGGACAGACUCCCACGCCUCACCCUCCCCUCCCCAGAGACACUGCUUCAGACAAUGACCCCCAACACACCUUCCACUUCUCCCCCCUUCACCCUCCCCUCCCCAAUCCAGUCUCAACGACCACCCCCACCCUCCCCAAUCCAGACCCAACGACCACCACCACCCUCCCCAUUUCAGACUCAACGACGACCAUCACCCUCUCCAAUCCAGACUCAACGACCUCCAUCACACCUCUCACCCCCCUUCCCUCCACCCUGAAACUCAGAAUACACACUGAGGAUGUGAGCCGACUAUUUCAGAAACAGAAGCCCAGGAAAGCCCCCGGACCAGACGGUGUCUCACCCUCCUGCCUCAAGACCUGUGCUGAACAGCUGGCUCCCAUCUUUACUCGCAUCUUCAACAGAUCCCUGGAACUGUGUGAAGUUCCCUCCUGUUUCAAACGCUCCACCAUCAUCCCUGUUCCCAAGAAACCCACCAUCACAGGACUGAAUGACUACAGACCUGUUGCCUUGACGUCUGUGGUCAUGAAAUCCUUUGAACGACUGGUGUUAGC